Molecule: messenger RNA, 1131 nt
Organism: Paramecium tetraurelia
Lineage: Eukaryota; Ciliophora; Oligohymenophorea; Peniculida; Parameciidae
Exons: 7
Biological process (GO): UTP biosynthetic process; CTP biosynthetic process; GTP biosynthetic process
Cellular component (GO): centrosome
Molecular function (GO): nucleoside diphosphate kinase activity; ATP binding
Source: RefSeq, a predicted model, not a curated record
AUGGCAGUCAAUGAUGAAAGAUAUGUAUUCAUAGUUGAAUGGUUUGACACAAGUGCGUCUUUAAUAAGGAGUUACAACCUCACAUAUUUCAUGUCAGACAAGACUAUUGAAAUGUUUGAUUUGAAAAAUAAAAGAAUAUUCUUGAAAAGAUGUGAAUACCCAUCGAUAUAAUUGAAAGAUUUGUAUGUUGGAUCAAUUGUGACAGUUUUUUCAAGAUAAUUAAAAAUAGUGGAUUAUGCAGAUGUAUUUACUAGAUCUAAAUUCGAAGUGUAAAGAGGAAAAACAUUUGGAAUGAUUAAGCCAGAUGCAUAUACUCAUAUUGGUAAGAUAAUAACUGCAGUUGAAAGGAACGGUUUCGUAAUUGGUAAUUUGAAAAUGACAAGAAUGUAAAUUGGAGAUGCUUAGCAAUUCUAUGGAGAACAUAGAGGAAAACCUUUUUUCGAUGAGCUAACUUAAUUCAUCUGCAGUGAUUUUAUUGUAGGUUUGGAGUUGAUUGCCGAUAACAGUGUCAAAAAAUGGAGAGAUCUUAUUGGACCAACUAAAUGUCAAGUUGCUAGAGUUGAGGCACCAAAUUCAAUGAGAGCCUUGUAUGGUACAGAAGGGGUUAGAAAUGCUUGUCAUGGCAGUGAUGCUCCUGGAUCUGCAUAAAGGGAAUUAGAUUUCUUUUUCUCUGAUAAGUCUAAUCUAAAAUCGACUGCUGUAUUUAAUAAUUGUACUUGUGCCAUAAUCAAACCACAUAUUGUGUUAGAAGGAAGGGCUGGACAAAUUAUUGACAUUAUUUUAAGUGAAGGCUUUGAAAUAUCAGCAAUGCAAAUGUUCUAUUUAGAUAGAGCUACAAGUGAAGAAUUCUUUGAAGUCUAUAAGGGGGUCUUACCUGAAUUCUAAGCAAUGUCAGAACAUUUAACAUCUGGACCUUGUAUUGCAAUGGAAAUCAGACAAGAAAAUGCUGUGAAAGCUUUUAGGGAUUUAUGUGGACCACAUGAUCCUUAAAUAGCAAAAACUUUGAGACCACAAACAAUCAGAGCUAAAUUUGGAAUUGAUAGAGUUAAGAAUGCUAUACAUUGUACUGAUCUUCCUGAAGAUGGCAUACUAGAAGUGGAAUAUUUCUUUAACAUUUUACAAUAAAAAUGA